Messenger RNA from Prunus armeniaca (apricot), 174 nucleotides. The record is from the annotation of a GenBank genome assembly. NCBI's taxonomy places the organism in Eukaryota, Viridiplantae, Streptophyta, Magnoliopsida, Rosales, Rosaceae.
AUGGAAAAUCCCAACACUCCUCUCUCGGCCCUCAAUCUCUCCCACGGCUCCAUCGUCUACCUCGCCUACGACGGUGAGUGCAUCGUCGCCGACCCUACCUUCCACCCAGCAGGCUCUUUUGGUCGCAAGAUGACCAUGGACGGAAAGUUGGAGUAUAAGUACAGCACAAGCUAA